Molecule: messenger RNA, 519 nt
Organism: Zychaea mexicana
Lineage: Eukaryota; Fungi; Mucoromycota; Mucoromycetes; Mucorales; Lichtheimiaceae
Exons: 4
Coding region: 1-519 (172 amino acids)
Source: RefSeq, a predicted model, not a curated record
AUGAGUAACAUCUCGCAUCACCAGGUUGAGUUGUACGUGGCUCCCGUUGCCACGUCAAACCAACAAUUCUGGAGAAGAGACUCCAAUACGCUUCCGCGCACAGUGCGUGCUAUUGAGCAGUUCUCUUUUGCGGUGAUAGACAUUGCUCGUGGCUCUUUGAGCUACGACUUUGUCGUUGAAGGUACCGCCGAGCAGUUGCAUCUAGCCACCAUGGCCAUGGAUGCGCUGCUCGGCAAACAUAGCUCAGGUGAUUACUAUGCGCUCUUGAGAGUCGAUGGCCCCUGUUUUGAGGAUCGUGCUGUGCAGAUCCGAGGUGUUGUUGGUGCUCUUGCGCCUGAAAAGGGCUCGAGCAACUUGAAAGAUUUGCACAUCAAGGUGGCUCGUGUGUACGCGGGGACAGAAAAGGAACGGCGCCGAUUGGUUUCCACUGUUGAAACUGGUUUUGAUGCGCUGACAGUAGCCAUGGAGGUUGAUCCCCGCCUCCCUUGGUCGUCUCGAAGAAAUCUACGAGGGCAAUGA